GAUCAGCGCGAAGUUGUAGGCGACCUGGGGAAACCGUUCGGGGCCAACGGGGGCGUCUUCCCGCGGCAUCGAACAGCUGGGGCGCUCGCCGUCGAGGCGCUGGCCGCGCCGGCCUCUGGGUCUGCCGGGGCGUCGGGGCGCUCGCCCCCUGGCUGCGCCCGGGCGGCCGCCUCGUGCUGCUCGCGUGCUCGGACCGCAACCCGGACCCCUGGGAGGGGCCGCCCAGGCGGAUCUCCGAGCGACGCGCCCGUGCUCUGCGUGGCGGCGCGCGCAAAGGCGGGCCUCGCUGGCGCCAGGUGA
This is a messenger RNA of Prorocentrum cordatum, 300 nucleotides long. The record is from the annotation of a GenBank genome assembly. Lineage: Eukaryota; Dinophyceae; Prorocentrales; Prorocentraceae.